Rhinolophus ferrumequinum (greater horseshoe bat) is the source of this 3762-nucleotide messenger RNA. It is a transcript of the gene DNM1L, whose product is annotated as dynamin 1 like. The record is from RefSeq and is a predicted model, not a curated record. Gene Ontology annotation, biological process: mitochondrial fission; mitochondrial fragmentation involved in apoptotic process. Gene Ontology annotation, cellular component: mitochondrion; microtubule; cytoplasm. Gene Ontology annotation, molecular function: microtubule binding; GTP binding; GTPase activity. Bases 164 to 2413 code for a protein of 749 amino acids. The transcript has 21 exons. Lineage: Eukaryota; Metazoa; Chordata; Mammalia; Chiroptera; Rhinolophidae.
AGCGCACAGCCUGCCGGGAGGGGGCAGGUAGCGGCAGGGCAGGGUCCAAUGGGUGCCGGCUCCGGAGGAAAGGGCGGAGGAGAGGAGGAAGGAGGCGGACUCUGGGCCGCGGCCCCAUUCAUUGCCGCGGCCGGCCGGGCGGGGGUCCUGUGUUUUCGGAGUUAUGGAGGCGCUAAUUCCUGUUAUCAACAAGCUCCAGGACGUCUUCAACACUGUGGGCGCUGAUAUCAUCCAGUUGCCUCAGAUCGUCGUGGUGGGAACGCAGAGCAGUGGAAAGAGCUCAGUGCUAGAAAGCCUAGUGGGGAGGGACCUGCUUCCCAGGGGCACUGGUAUUGUCACCCGGAGACCUCUCAUUCUGCAGCUAGUCCACGUUUCACCUGAAGAUCAACGAAAAACAACAGGAGAAGAAAAUGACCCUGCUACAUGGAAAAACUCAAGACACCUUUCUAAAGGGGUUGAAGCAGAAGAAUGGGGAAAAUUUCUUCACACCAAAAAUAAGCUUUACACGGAUUUUGAUGAAAUUCGACAAGAAAUUGAAAAUGAAACAGAAAGGAUUUCAGGAAAUAAUAAGGGAGUAAGCCCCGAACCAAUUCAUCUUAAGAUUUUUUCACCCAACGUUGUCAAUCUGACACUUGUGGAUUUGCCAGGAAUGACCAAGGUGCCUGUAGGCGAUCAGCCCAAGGAUAUUGAGCUUCAAAUCAGAGAGCUCAUUCUUCGGUUCAUCAGUAAUCCAAAUUCCAUUAUUCUUGCUGUCACUGCUGCUAAUACAGAUAUGGCAACAUCAGAGGCACUUAAAAUUUCGAGAGAGGUAGAUCCAGAUGGUCGUAGAACCCUAGCUGUAAUCACUAAACUUGAUCUCAUGGAUGCGGGUACUGACGCCAUGGAUGUGUUAAUGGGAAGGGUUAUACCAGUGAAACUUGGAAUAAUUGGAGUCGUUAACAGGAGUCAGCUAGAUAUUAAUAAUAAGAAGAGUGUAACUGAUUCAAUCCGUGAUGAAUAUGGUUUUCUUCAAAAGAAAUACCCAUCUCUGGCUAAUAGAAAUGGAACAAAGUAUCUUGCUAGGACUCUAAACAGAUUACUGAUGCAUCACAUCAGAGACUGCUUACCGGAGUUGAAAACCAGAAUAAAUGUUCUAGCUGCUCAAUACCAGUCUCUUCUAAAUAGCUAUGGUGAACCUGUGGAUGAUAAAAGUGCUACUUUACUCCAGCUUAUUACCAAAUUUGCCACAGAAUAUUGUAACACUAUUGAAGGCACUGCAAAAUAUAUUGAAACUUCAGAGCUAUGCGGUGGUGCUAGAAUCUGUUAUAUUUUCCAUGAGACUUUUGGGCGAACGCUAGAAUCUGUUGACCCACUAGGUGGCCUUAACACUAUUGAUAUUUUGACGGCCAUUAGAAAUGCUACUGGUCCUCGUCCAGCUCUGUUUGUCCCUGAAGUUUCAUUUGAGUUACUCGUCAAGCGGCAGAUCAAACGCCUGGAAGAGCCCAGCCUCCGUUGUGUGGAACUGGUUCAUGAGGAAAUGCAGAGGAUCAUUCAGCAUUGUAGCAAUUACAGUACACAGGAGUUGUUGCGGUUUCCUAAACUUCAUGAUGCUAUAGUUGAAGUAGUGACUUGUCUUCUUCGUAAACGGUUGCCAGUUACAAAUGAAAUGGUCCAUAACUUAGUGGCAAUUGAGUUGGCUUAUAUCAACACCAAACAUCCAGACUUUGCUGAUGCUUGUGGGCUAAUGAACAAUAAUAUAGAGGAACAAAGGAGAAACAGGCUAGCAAGAGAAUUACCUUCAGCUGUAUCACGAGACAAGUCUUCUAAAGUUCCAAGUGCUUUGGCACCUGCCUCCCAGGAGCCUUCCCCUGCUGCUUCUGCUGAGGCUGAUGGCAAGUUAAUUCAGGACAGCAGAAGAGAAACUAAAAAUGUUGCAUCUGGAGGGGGUGGGGUUGGAGAUGCUGUUCAAGAACCAACAACAGGCAACUGGCGAGGAAUGCUGAAAACUUCCAAAGCUGAGGAGUUACUAGCUGAGGAAAAAUCAAAGCCAAUUCCAGUGAUGCCAGCCAGCCCACAGAAAGGCCAUGCUGUGAACCUGCUGGAUGUGCCGGUUCCUGUUGCACGAAAAUUAUCUGCCCGUGAACAGCGAGAUUGUGAGGUUAUUGAACGACUCAUCAAAUCAUACUUUCUUAUUGUCAGAAAGAAUAUUCAAGACAGUGUGCCAAAGGCAGUAAUGCAUUUUUUGGUUAAUCAUGUGAAAGAUACUCUUCAGAGUGAGUUAGUAGGACAGCUGUAUAAAUCAUCUUUGUUAGAUGAUCUUCUGACUGAAUCUGAGGACAUGGCACAGCGUAGAAAAGAAGCAGCUGAUAUGCUAAAGGCAUUACAAGGAGCAGGUCAAAUUAUUGCUGAAAUCCGAGAGACUCAUCUUUGGUGAAGAGAACUAUGUAAUACUGAGACUUUGAUGACUCAACUUGCUAGUUACUGCCUACUUGAGUAGCUUUUUAUUUAUGAACUGCAGGGUAUUACAAUGGUAUGAAUAUGCUCAUGUGAAGACUGGCUAUAAACUGAAAAUUGUACUCUGAUUACAGAACAAAUCACACAUUUAAUCCAAAUAAAUGGAUGUUUCUAAAGUUUCCCAGUAUAUAUAAAAUACAUCAAGUCUGUCUUGUGACAGUUUCAUUUGAGCUUAAAAGGAAAUGUUAGUGUUUUAGUUGUAAAGCAGUUUGCCUGUGGAUAAGAUGACCUGUGUGAUCUGUUAGUAGUCUUACAGCUGCCGCCAUAGUCCUUCAAGAAGACCGCACCGAGACAGCAUUUCAUACGACUGAUGCAUGCACUGUAUGAACUCCUGUGGGCUGACAUGUUUUUCACAUAGUCACUGCAUUCCACCUGUCCUUCCACUUAGCUUUAUGGAGCUUCUCUGCAACCUCUGAUGAUAGUAAGAAAGUUGGAUGCACAAGAGGAUCUGUGACAAUGAUAGAUGCGGUGUACAUAACGUGUGGCUACACAGCCCUUCCCCUUCUGGGUCCACGUGGCUCUAGUGCACUGAAAAUAUCUUUGAUUCUUACCUGGAAGCAUGAAUUACAUUUUCCUGUAUUAGAAACAACCAUCUAAGACUUAGUAAUGACCAGUUCCUUUUAGUUUUUAGAGGUUCCAAUAAAUGCCCCUUGGUUUCCAAAUGUAAUAGUAGUAAUUCAUAUACAUCUUCAAAUUGGGCCACUUACACCAUACUCCAGGAUUCACUUGGAGGUGGGACUUAAAACCAAAUACUGCGCUGAUCACAGAAGCGUAUCUUUUCUCUAUGAGUAUUAGUUGACAAUAGUUACUUUUGCUUCAUACCAGCAAAAUGCAUUAGAAUAGAGAUAUGAAAAUGCUGGUGGAGCCUUAUUAUUUAAAAAAAAAAAACACCUGGACACACACACCUAAUAGCUUAUAGACUACUGAACUGCAUUCAGGGCUUGGGGGUGAGGUUUAGAACAUACAUACAUUUUAUUAAAAUCCCCCAGGUGAAAGGGUCAAAAUCCUUAAGGCAUCUGGCUCUAUCUCUAACAGAUAAAUAAAUUAUGUAAUAUAUUACAGAUAUUGAAAUUUUUUUAAAAUUGUGACAUUUAUUGAAGCACUAUUGGCAAUAUGAAUGUAUCUGUUAAUUUUAGCUUAUGGUACCCAUUUAUUAAGAAACAACAAGCUUAGCAACUAAUCCCAUAUAGAAAAAAAACAGAUUCUGUCUCAUGAUAUGGAACUACUUUCAAUUGGUUCGUAGGGCCAUCCUUGAUAGAAUACAUACUA